CCCACCCUGAGGAUCCCCGUUUGAGGCCGGUGAGGCCGACCCUUUCGGAUCCGGCGUUUGUCCGCCAUGGACUCGAUGAGCGUCCAUGGGAUUCAUGCGAUCUUGGCCACCUGGUUUGUGGUCGUCUUCUUCCAUCACCUGCAUACCAAGAAGGAGGACAUCCUCUUCAUGUUCGAUCGACUCCAAGAAAACUUUCGAUGUUUCUUGGGACAUUGGAUCGUCUCCAAGAAGUUGGACGGAAGCGACGCGGACAUGUCCUCGCCGAUGGAGAGCAUGAAACGAAAGCUCCUGGAGGAGGAGAUGAAUAGCAUUCGGAUUGCGAACUUUGCCGUAGUUGCGAAGCCAUUCCUGCACAUCACCUGGUUCUCCAUCCUGGGUCAGAUUAUUCGAGCAGCUUACCAAUUGAACAGUCUCCACUACAUGUGGGUUGCGACGUGCACCUUGACCUAUGCGGUCUUAUGGGAAGCGGAGCAUCGCCCUUUCACCCCUGAUCGCAGUCGAUAUGUGUGCAUUUUCCUCCACUUUGCCGUCAUUUUCGGCAACAUGGCCUGCUUUGCUGAAGACUGGGACAAGAUGAUUUGUACACAUGCAGCGCACGUCCUUUUUCACCUGAAUUUGGCCACCAUCAUGUCGGAUCUUUGGUCCUCGAUCCCUUUGUCCUUGUGCUUUUGCGCUAGCACCGUCCUUUGCUACAUCUCUGUCUACGGCUGGGCCAGCAUCUCCAACGAGUUUAUGAUGCUUCAGUUUUUCCAACUGGUGGCGUUCAUGGUGAUCCCCGGCCUCAUCCAGGCGAUGGCCCAACAACGGAUCGACAUGGCCUUGCAGUCGAAGGGCGACAAUUUGAUGAUCACGGGGUUCCGCCGUGUCAUCAAAGGUCUUUGUGACGGUGAUUUGCUCUUGGACAGCGACUUCCGUGUCUGCGGCAGUGCCACCUGCCUUCAACGACUACUCGGCACUCAGGCUGAAUUUGUAGGUUUGCCUUUGUGCGAUUGGAUGGAAGCGGAGAGCCAACAGCCGUUUGUGGACUUCAUUGCGGCGUCCUCGGCCGAAGGCCACGAUGCCUCGGCUCCACGGUGCCUGCGAGUCGCCUUCAAGGCGGGGGAGGGUGCCUCUGUCUCUGUCGACCUUUUCCAUGUGGCCAUCCCAGACCUCCAGGUGCCUGGUGGCAAGCAUCACCUGUUGGCCUUGGCGGAAGAUGCCCGACCCUUGCCCGACGCGGAGGUGGAGGAUUGCCCAGCUUCACAACGCUCCGGGCUGGAGCGGCCCGCCAGAGAUGAAGCAGGCGACUUGGCCGCUUCGCUGACCAGCGUCUCCGCCGAUUGCAUCCAAGCAUUUAAGGAGCUGGUGGAACUUAAUCUGUUUCUGGAUCCCUACCAACAUGGCCGUGAAGACGAUUCCUUGUUGGAUGAUGUCUUGGAGGCGCACUUCAAAUUCCAACGUCAGGAGACCACUCCGCACAUCGGUCGAGGGAUGCCCACUCUCAGGAGAUUUGUUCAUCCUAGAGACUGGGAGAUGGUGGAUCAAUACUUGGAGCAGGUGGUGUCGCGUGUCCGCACGAGUCCCACCGUGGAACGCUUCCCCGCCUUGGACCUGGGACCGCUCCUGCUGCGGCUGCCUGGAGAGGCGAAGUCCUACAUCUAUGCCAAGUGUGUCACCGUCAGCUUGGGAUCGGAGGGCGUAGAAGAGGAGGACAAAAGCGAUGCACGUGCUCAGCCGGUCGAGCGGAGCUCAAGGCUUCGCAUCCAUCUUCAAGUGAGUGAGUUUUACACUGGGGAGGCGUAAUGCCCAUCCAUGACACCUGCGCUUUCCCGGAGCCAGAGAAGAUCCGUGAGGACAACGGCAGCUGCGGAAGUCAUCAUUAAAGGAAUUGAAAGUUGGAAGUCAUCAUUAAAGGAAUUGAAAGUUGCAAGACCUUGGUUGACCUACCUAUCUGGAAGGUCAAGCUACAUGAUGGACCAUGGCUCCAGCCUCUGACCCAUCCGCAAUUUGUCAGGGAACGUAUUGGCGUAAUGUCAUGGAAUGAUCAUUCUCGACCCAUACUCCAUGUUUGUCUCUCUCAGACGAUCGUGGAAGCUCAGCGGGGUUUCCUUGAGGAAGACUUGGACGAGGGAUUUUCUAGAUCUUGCUGGGGGAGCUUAUCUUCUAGGUUGUCAGACGAUGAAGCAUGGAUCGAGCUUUGUUAUGAAGACUGAAAGGGUUUGAGAAACUGAUCUUCGAUGAGGGGGUUCAACAUGUUUACAUGUUGCCAUGUUGUUUUCCUUCUACUUUUGAUGUUGUAUACAACAUGUUUUUUGUUGUGGUCUGCAUGGUUUGGAGACUGAUUCUUCCAGACCCCCCUUUCAGAAAACCAGAUCACCAUCAACAGUUUGGAGGGCCUCCAAGUGUCACAGUACCCCGAGGUACCGUAUUUUCGGCUUUAAUGCGUCACAUUGACAAACAGAUGCCAAAACUGCCAGGUGCUCAGAUGUUUUUAUGUUAUUUUAUAUUGUUUAACCUGUGAUUUUCAUGGUCCUGCCAUGCGGCGAGACUGCAGUUUUGUGCAAGACGGGCUGUUUGAUGCUGCUGUUUCACAUCCCAUCACUCUGUUGACAAAGCCCACAUGUUUGGACUGUGUUUAUGCAGAAGGCUCAACCAUGUCUGGACAUUUUGUAAGUCCAAGGAUGUUGAGUCAGAACUGGAAAUGCAACAGCCAAAUCUCUUACGCCAAGAAUGGCGCGACAUGCUAAAAAGGGACAUGCUGCUCACUGGGCGGAAACAUCGAGGUGAAACUCCUGCACAGUAGGAAAAGGGGCGCAGAAUCCCCUGCACCCAUACAUAACAGACGGCAACUUUUUAUAGAUAUCAUAAGAAGGUGUGU
Durusdinium trenchii is the source of this 2857-nucleotide messenger RNA. NCBI's taxonomy places the organism in Eukaryota, Dinophyceae, Suessiales, Symbiodiniaceae. The record is from the annotation of a GenBank genome assembly.